GGAGCUGGCAAACACUAUUUCCCAACUCAUCCAUGUUGUUAACAACUCGGAAGCCCGAGCCGUCAUGUGGCUUCCUGUUACUGUGCUCUUGUGUGAAGACAAGGACAACGAUUGAUCGGUCAGUUCUACCUGCCUGAGAGCUCUCGGGAGAAGUGCGUACAGACUGCCUCUGUCUGCUGUGUUCUGGCUGUUGGUCACACCGUACGCGGAGGGCACACCUUCAGAGCCUCUGGUUUUCUGCAGAACACCUCUUCCUUCGGACCUUCUGGCAAACUAUGAAUCGAGAAUGGAAGGAGGUAGACGAGCUGCGCCUGGACAAAUACCGCACGCUGAUCCGCCUGGUCCUGCGGCAGUCCCUGGAAGUUCUGAAGCAGAACGGCUGGCGAGAAAGCUGCAUCCAGCUGUUCCUGGACGUCCUGAGGACAGAGCUCCUGAGUCCCGAGAGUCAUUCUCCUGAUGACGUCAGGUUCCACUUCAUUGACAUCUACCUGGAUGAACUGUCCAGAGUUGGAGGGACGGAGCUGUUGGCAGAUCAGAACCUCAGGCUUAUCGACCCAUUCUGCACGAUUGCUGCCAAGACUAAGGACCACACACUGGUGCAGACCAUAGCUAGGGGUGUUUUUGAAGUCAUCGCAGAUCAGUCUUCCUUUGUACCUGGAGAGGCAGUGGAGGAACAGAAUGGGGUUGACGGUGACCUCUCUGGAGAAGAGACUCCUGCGAAUGAGACACUGAGCAAAAAAGCAGUGAAAAAGAAAGCAGCGCUGGGCAAAUGCCAAUCCAGGAGAGAUGGGAUCAGUGGUGACAGAGAGAGACAUGGCUGUGGAACCCUCGAGGACAUGGGGCGGCUUCUCCAGUUUGACUACAAGGCGGUUGCCGACCGACUCCUGGAAGUGACCAGCAGGAAAAACACCCCUCCCUUCAACCGGAAGCGCCUCUGCAAGCUCAUCAGGAGGUUCCAAGACCUCUCUGAAGGCGGUGCAUCUGCCCUUGUUUUCUCUGAGGAUGUUUCUGCUGAUGAAAAUGACGGCCUGAGCCAAGGAAGGCAGAAGAAAAAAAGAAAGAAACCUUUGGAGCCAGCUGAGCCAGAGACAGAGGAAGGACACAAAGCCAGUGUUGGUGAGGACAGCGAAGGCAGCCUUCAGAAGAGAAAAAGGAGAAAGCGGAAGAAGAGCCACGUCCAACCCAACACCCGCGGCCCCAGUGAUGCAGCCUCCUCCCUCACACACAGAGGGACCGGCGAGCCUGGGUCGGGGAAACCCGCAUCCAGCACCGGGGCCCAGGGUGGCCUAGAGGGGUUCUGCUCCACCCCUGGGCACAGUAAGAGGAAGCGGCAGAGGAAGAAGAGCCUGGGGCUGCAAGGGCAGAUCUGCGAACCCACAGUGAUGCCCCCAGAGGACUGCGGGCAUCCUCCAGCCCCUGCCACCCGAGCUUCCCCAGCAGACGGAGGCCAGGUCCCAAAAAGAAAGCGGAAACUCGGCGCUCUCCUGGCCAACAGCAGUGGACUGGCCACACUGGCCUGGCCUCAAGCACAGAAGGAAGGAGACGAUGGCCAGGCCACCCUGCCCCCGUGCAGGAGGCCUCAGCACAAGAAGGUGGAGCCAGGGAACCUUGACCUCUACUUGCUCUCCAGCCGGAAGGCCGCAGCCUCUAAGAAGAGGAAGAAGACGAAAGAGGUGUCCUACUCGGUGGAGAACAAGGGUGUCCUGAGGGCCAGGGUCCGGCAGUUUGAGGCUCUGGGAAGCAGCGGAGCUCUCGCCCCUUUGAAGAAACCUCUGAGGCCGGAGAAUGACUUCGUGAAGUUCAACACCCCCGUCUUACCAAAGCCCCUGUUCUUCAGGAAAUCAAAGAGCACCGCUGCCGCCCGCCCUCCGGGUCCUGCUGUCCAGCUGAACAAAACCCCGUCCAGCUCCAAGAAAGUCACCUUUGGGCUGAGCAGGAACAUGACCACAGAGUUCAAGAAGACAGACAAGAGCAUCCUGGUCAGCCCCACGGGCCCCUCCCGAGUGGCCUUCAACCCCGAGCAGAGGCCCCUUCACGGGGUGCUGAAGAUGCCCAGCAGUUCGCCUGCCAGCACCAUCCUGGGGAGCAGGAUGCCACUGGGCACCACUCCCAAGAGGAGGCCGACGGCCAUGGACUUCUUCUGAGUGCCCAGAGCCCCUUUUUACAGACUGCUUUUAUACAAAGGAUCUAUAAAUUAUAGCUUUCAAAACACAAGCCUU
This is a messenger RNA of Fukomys damarensis (Damara mole-rat), 2219 nucleotides long. RefSeq names its product ribosomal RNA processing 1B (gene Rrp1b). Gene Ontology annotation, biological process: rRNA processing. The record is from RefSeq and is a predicted model, not a curated record. Lineage: Eukaryota; Metazoa; Chordata; Mammalia; Rodentia; Bathyergidae. Gene Ontology annotation, cellular component: nucleus; preribosome, small subunit precursor; preribosome, large subunit precursor. The transcript has 14 exons. Bases 276 to 2144 code for a protein of 622 amino acids.